Messenger RNA from Aspergillus saccharolyticus JOP 1030-1, 1574 nucleotides. Its product is annotated as gelsolin/scinderin family protein. NCBI's taxonomy places the organism in Eukaryota, Fungi, Ascomycota, Eurotiomycetes, Eurotiales, Aspergillaceae. The transcript has a single exon. The record is from RefSeq and is a predicted model, not a curated record. Gene Ontology annotation, molecular function: actin filament binding. The coding region runs from base 144 to 1421 and encodes 425 amino acids.
UUGUACGGAGAGUUAAAGUUCAGUUCCUGACGGAAGAAACAAACAACUUAAUUCUUUCCUCCAUAAAACAUCCCAGCCACUCACAAUUACUGAAAUCAACCACACAAACACACAGAGUCUCAUCAAACAUCAUACACAUCAAAAUGCCCCCUCACGAAGGCCUCGUCCACCCCCCCGAAUACAACCUCAAAGACAGCAACGUCGAACUCAUCAACAGCGCCCUCGACCACCAAGUCAAAUACAACUCCGCCACCACCGAGCCCGCCUGGCGCGAGCCGGACACCCUCGGCCGCGCCCCGGGCCUACACGUGUGGCGCAUCGAGCAAUUCGAGGUGGUGGCGUGGCCGAAGGAGCGCUACGGGGAGUUCUACGAUGGGGAUAGUUAUAUCGUGCUGCAUAGCACCAAAGUCGACCAUGCGGAUUCUUCUGACGAACAAGAAAAAGAAGCGGGGCACGAGCAGCAACUCCACCACGACAUCUACUUCUGGCUCGGCAGCAAAACCACCCAAGACGAAGCCGGCACCGCCGCGUACAAGACGGUCGAGCUGGAUGAGUAUCUCCACGGGGCGGCGACGCAGCACCGCGAGGUGCAGGCGCAUCCCUCGCCGGAGUUUGUGGGUCUGUUUCCGCGGCUGACGGUGCGGGCGGGCGGGGUGCGGUCCGGGUUCCGGCAUGUGGUCGCGACGGACGGGGAGAAAGAGGAGCAGAGGAAGACGCUGUUGCGCGUCUUCAAGCAUCCUGGCUCUGGACGGUCCGGGUCGGUGAUUGUGCAUGAGGUGGAGCCCGACUGGCGCAGUUUGGAUGAUCGGGAUGUCUUUGUGCUGGAUGCCACCCAGAAGAUCUGGGUCUGGCAGGGGAGGCGCUGCAGUCCGAUGGAGAAGGGGAAGGCGGCGCAGGUGGUGCAUGAUCUGACCCAGGCGAAGCAUGUCGAGGUCGAGGUGCUGUCGCAGCUUGAGGCCCGGUCGAAGGUCGUUGUGGAUAUGUUGGGGGGGAAGGAGGUCGAGCAAUUGUCGUUCACCUGUCCCCGGCCCUUGUCGUCGCGGAAGCGCGCGGUGGCUGAGGAGGAGGAGGAGGACGGGGAGGGGGAGGGAGAGAGUCCCCGGCAGCGCAAGUUGUUCAGGCUCAGUGAUGCGCAUGGCUCGUUGUCGUUUGAUCUGGUCAAGGAGGGCGAUCGCAUUGGCAAGUCGGAUCUCGAUGGCAAGGAUGUCUUUCUGUUCGAUGCAGGAGAUCGCUUGUGGGUGUGGCAGGGCUUGGAGGCGAGUGCGACGGAGAGGGCGCUGUGGUUGCGCGUCACACAGCGCUAUGUUCGGUGGUUGCAGGAGAGUCCGGAGGGCUCUGCGGCGCAUCUCAUCCCGAUCUCGAAGGUCGUGCAGGGCCAUGAGAGUCCGGCCUUCAUGCGGGCGAUUGCUGCUGUCGCUUAGCGGAGGAGUGGAUUGUACUAUACUCCGGGUGGUAUGCUGGCUGUAGUGAUCGAGUCAUAAGUAGCAAUCAUUGAUCUAGCAUACUAUCCCGCAGACGACUUGGUUUCAUUGCUGUACUCAGCGAACUAAUCAGUAUGCUCGACACGUUGUCUG